AUGACUGUUACCAUGACAGCAUCUGGAGCCCAACUCCUCCUGUUGGCCUUAUGUGUUUACAGAGGCUCAGGCCUGCAGCAGUCUGCUCCACGGGUUCGUCUCUCCUUCAAAGAACUGAUGGACACGCGUGCGGCCCGGCCUUUUAGUUUCUCCUUCAACACCAGCGACUACCGCAUCCUCCUGAUGGAUCAGGAUCAGGGCCGUCUCUACCUGGGCAGCCGGGAGUACCUGGUGGCCCUGGACAUGCACAACGUCAACAAGGAGCCUCUCAUAAUCCACUGGCCGGCAUCCGCCAAGAGAAAGGGAGAAUGUCAGAUGACAGGAAAGGGGAGACAGGGCGAAUGUGCCAAUUUCGUGAGGCUGAUAGAGCCGUGGAACCGCACCCACCUCUACACCUGUGGAACGGGGGCGUACCAGCCCAUCUGCACAUUCAUUAACCGGGGCUGGAGGGCAGAGGACUACCUGUUCAGGCUGGUCCCUGGGUACAUGGAUUCAGGGAAAGGAAAAUGUUCCUAUGAUCCCACACAGGAGAACAUUGCAGUUCUCAUCCAUGGUAACCUAUACGCAGGCGUCCAUAUUGACUUCAUGAGCACGGAUGCUGCUCUGUUUAGGACCAUGGGCGGGAGAACGGCAAUAAGGACAGAGCAGUACGACUCCAGGUGGCUCAAUGAGCCGGUGUUUGUUCAGAUCCAGCAGAUCCCUGACAGCGCAGAGAAGAACGACGACAAACUUUACUUCUUUUUCCGAGAGAAGAGUCUAGACUCCAGCGGCGGGGCGAGCCCCAGUGUUUUGGCCAGGGUGGGAAGAGUGUGUCUGAAUGAUGAAGGAGGGCAGAAGUCUCUGGUGAACCGCUGGACGACCUUCUUGAAGGCUCGUCUUAUCUGCUCCGUGAUCGGCGAAGAUGGAGUGGAGACGCGCUUCGAUGAACUACGGGACGUGUUUAUUCAACCCACGCAGGAUGAACGAAACCCGAUGGUGUACGCUCUCUUCACCACAGCAGGCUCCGUGUUCAAGGGCUCAGCAGUGUGCGUGUACGCCAUGGCUGAUAUACGCAACGUCUUCAAUGGACCGUUUGCCCACAAACACGGACACAAUUACCAGUGGACAGAGUACACGGGCAAGAUUCCCUACCCACGACCUGGAUCAUGUCCAGGAGGAACCUUCACUCCAGGCAUCCGCUCCUCCAAGAACUUCUCGGACGAGGCUGUGGAUUUCAUCCGAGCUCAUCCCCUCAUGAUCCAUCCAGUUUAUCCUAUCCACCGCCGCCCCCUGGUGGUGAGAACCGGCGUGGACUACCGCUUCACUGCCCUGGUGGUGGAUCAGGUGGAUGCUGUUGAUGGACGCUACGAGGUGCUGUUCCUGGGGACAGAUCGAGGGACCGUGCAAAAAGUUAUCGUUUUGCCGAAGGACCCGAUCAGCAUGGAGGAACUCACGCUGGAGGAAGUAGAGGUUUUUAGGACCAGGGCUCCUGUCAAAACAAUGAAGAUAUCUUCUAAAAGACAACAGCUCUACGUGUCAUCGGACGCGGGGCUGACCCAGGUGUCGCUGCACCGCUGUGGUGUGUACGGCAGGGCCUGCUCCGACUGCUGCUUGGCCCGGGACCCCUACUGCGCCUGGGAUGGAGAGAGCUGCUCUGCCUUCACCCCGUCCACCAAGAGGAGGAGCAGAAGACAGGACGUUAAACAUGGGGACCCUCUGAGGCAGUGCAGAGGCUUCAAUGCAAAAGUGGAGAAACGUCUCAGAGAGACGGUUCAGUUCGGGGUGGAGGGCAGCAGCACUUUCUUGGAGUGUCAGCCUCGCUCUCCUCAGGCCACCGUCAAGUGGCUCUUCCAGAGGGAGGGGAAGAGGAAAGUGCUCGGCCGUGUGGGGGGUGUUCUGAAGACCAACCACGGCAUCCUCCUGAAGUCCCUGAACCAAUCAGACGCAGGCCUCUACCACUGCCUCGCCACUGAGAACAACUUCAAACACACCGUGGCCCGCGUGGCUCUGCGCAUCCUGGACCGAGACAUCGUUCUGGCUCUCACUGCUCAAGACGAGGACGAGGAGCCCAAAACCCGGCAGGCGGGACCUCACCCGCAGGCGUCCUUCGUCUCCACACCUUUCCCGCCCGAGAUCAGACUGAUCAACCAGUACUGCCAGUCCUACUGGGAACAGCUGAGUCCCAAACAGCAACAGCAGCAGCAGCGCAAGCGCACCAGCCGCAGGCACACAGAGAGCCAGGACCAAGGCCUCGGCUAGACGAUGGGACCCAUGCUGUCCAACACUGGCCUGUCUGGACUCUACAGUGGACUUUUAUGUUUGACAUGCAUGUUUGGUCGUUACCUCCAUCCAUUAGGCAGGUGACGCGUUCAUGCUGUCGUUAAAGAACUAUACUGGUGGUUUUGCCAGUGUCAGCCUAAACACAGGUUGUGUAUAUUUUACAUUACCGAUGACCACUUUUCAAAGAACACAGUUUGGUUCUCUCAGGUUUCGGUUCGCAUUAGUUUGACGUCGAAAUCAAGUCACAGACUUUGAUCACCUGUCACACGGGAUUGUUUUCAGACCUUUCAUUUUAGAGCUUUUAGGAAACACCAGCAUCAGUGAUUUGAGAGUGAUUUCAACAUUUUGAGUUCAAGAAACGAAGAAAUUACACACAGUCUUUUUCAUACAGUUAAUGUUUGCUUAUUAUUUGUCUCACAGGUUGCUCCCAGGACUUUGUGUUAAAGUUUCCUCCGUCUGAUGUAGGAUGGUUCUCACCACUAAGGUCAGAUUUCCAAAACACACCUGGAUUACCAGGCAGCUCUAAUCUUUCUGUGACAAAACCAUAACAUUAGUGAUUGUGAUCGAUCAUAUAUAUUCGAGUCAAGUUCGCCGUUGCUUUAAAAAAGUUUGACUGUGAUGUAAAGUAAACGCAACAUGUAGUUAAACGACCACAACAUGCAAAACCACAGCUAUGGUCCUUAUAAGUAUCUUGAAACAAAAAUGUAAUAUAUUGAUUGUGAAUAUAAUAUAUAUGGUCAUUGGAUUACACUUGUAUUGUAUGAAGAUAAUAUGUUGCAUGCUUACGUGUUGUUGUUUGUUGCAAGUUGUACAUUUGACUGUUUCCGACCGUGAUGUGUUGCGAUGUUUGUAAGGUGUAACGUAUUCUGUUAAGCUAAUUCCAUUGGAUGUUUGUCAUGUAAUGACUCCCUUACUGUCCCGUGCUCUAGUGACCUACAGUAUGUGAGUGUUUAAGAUAUAGCAUACAGUGUUCUUCCAGUUAUGCACUUUGUCGGUGGCGGUUUUAGAGGGAAAUCUGGGAUCUUUUGCACAGAUGUAUGAGAAAAAUGAUGCAGAAACAUAGUUUUCAUGUACAGUAUGUUAUUACAACAAAAAAAUGGGACUGAAACUGGCUCAGAUUUAGUAUCAAUUGGUGGUGUUCUGUCAUCAGCUGUAUUUACGUGUUUACGUAUUUCUAAAAACGGCUCCUUUUUAAUGGAAGCACAAGGAACGAGACAUUUUGUCCAGCCAGAGCCACCAUUCACCAUCAUUGUGAGUAACACAGUGCUGUGUGCUGUCAUGCCGAUCAAUCCUACACUGGGAAUGUUUGAACAAAUAUAAAAAAAACAUUUCUCUCUUAAA
Messenger RNA from Paralichthys olivaceus (Japanese flounder), 3600 nucleotides. The record is from RefSeq and is a predicted model, not a curated record. Lineage: Eukaryota; Metazoa; Chordata; Actinopteri; Pleuronectiformes; Paralichthyidae.